This is a messenger RNA of Scaptodrosophila lebanonensis, 1121 nucleotides long. RefSeq names its product mitochondrial E3 ubiquitin protein ligase 1-like. The transcript has a single exon. The record is from RefSeq and is a predicted model, not a curated record. Lineage: Eukaryota; Metazoa; Arthropoda; Insecta; Diptera; Drosophilidae. Bases 8 to 1024 code for a protein of 338 amino acids. Gene Ontology annotation, molecular function: ubiquitin-protein transferase activity. Gene Ontology annotation, biological process: organelle organization; protein ubiquitination.
AAAAAUUAUGGAUUUCUUAUACGAAUCGGUGGCACUGGGCGUUGAUUUGAUUAUCCUAGGACUGUGCGUGCGUGAGUAUGUACAUCUGAAGCAAACAUCGAGGGUCCUGAAAUCGGCGCCCCAAUACCCCAUCGAUAGCAACCUGAGGGGGAUUGUAGAGCAGCAGCCGAACCGAAAAAUCCCCUACGCCGUGAUUCGGGGCACGGUGACGCCGAUUGGCACUCCCCUGCGUAGCGUGCUCGUGCCGAGCGUGAGUGGCGUGUUACAGAUCGUCAAACUGAAUGAACAUCGUUCGACACGUGGCUUCGCGGGCUUCUGGACCGAGCACCAUAAACUCAUCCACGAGUCCGCCAAUGCGAUGCCCUUCGAGUUGCGCAAUCAGGACUUUGCCGUUGAAAUUGUCGAUGCGCUGAGCGCUGCCAUCCUGGAUACAGACAUCGUAUAUGACAACUAUGAGCCCUCCUCGUUGUCCUUCUUCGACAAUGUGUUUGGGUUCUUUACCGGCGUGCGACAGAAGGGUCUCCAAACCACCGAACAGGUGCUGCGUAACGGCAGUUUCGUAACCGCCAUCGGGGAAUUGGAGAUCGAUGGCGAGGGUCUACGCAUGCAGCCCUCAGAGGCCGGACCGCUAUUUCUGACCACCGCUACCAAGUCGACGAUUCUGAAGCGGUUCGAGGAUGCCAAGAACUCCUCCGUCUUCAAGAUAAUGCUCUGCACCACCAUAUCUGGCAUCUUGGUGGGUCUGAUUUUGCGAAAAAUCUACCGCAAGAAGCGACAGGAGCGGGAAGAGGCAAAAAUUCGCAUUCGGCUCGAUACGGAGCGCAGGGAGAGACGUGCUCUGAACCGCUCGAACGUUAUCUCGUCCGAUCAGCUAUGUGUCGUUUGUUCGACAAACCCCAAAGAGAUCAUUCUACUGCCCUGUGGUCAUGUCUGUCUCUGCGAGGACUGCGCUCUAAAGAUCGACGUAUCCUGCCCGGUUUGCCGGACCAAAAUCGAAUCCAAAGCAGCAGCGUUCAUAGCUUAGAUGACGAUCGUUAUUUUAGUUCCGUUUUCUUUUUUUUAAAUCCAUAUAUGUACGAGUAUUUAUUUUGAAUAUUAAAUCUUUAGUUGGCAAGCCAAAA